UACCCUUAAGUUAUCGAUCCAACGGUUUAAUGCUAUCCUAACCAGGGAAAGAUAUUCAUUUUCCUACCGAGUCGGCCAGAGUGAGGCUCUGACAACGCAAAACCCUCUCAUCCCCUCUCUAUUUCCUUCUGUUCUAAAACCCCAAAUACGUCUUACCCCUUCCUAACUUCUUCCUUCCGAGUUUCAGAGCCUUGAGAGGACCAGUUUAAAAGUCAACACAAUCAAGAUGGCAAUGUCUAGUAAAUUUGGGAGCCUUCUCAGGCAGAGCAUGUCACCAAACAUUACAUCAAAUGGGGAGACUGCAGUGACAUCUAUGCUGAAUGUUGUUCGGUGUAUUUCGACAAAACUCUUCAUUGGAGGUCUUUCUUAUGGGACUGAUGACCAGUCUCUCAAAGAAGCAUUUUCCAGCUUUGGUGAUGUGACUGAAGCAAAAGUUAUUUUAGAUCGAGAUACUGGAAGGUCAAGGGGCUUUGGAUUCGUGAGUUUUGCUGAUGGUGAAUCUGCUAACUCGGCACUCUCUAUGGAUGGCCAGGAACUAAAUGGACGGAACAUCCGUGUAAAUAUUGCAAAUGAUAGGCCCAGUGGACCUCGUGGCGGCGGCUAUGGUGGUGGUUUCCGUGGGGAUGGAGGUUUUGGAGGUGGUGCCCCCGGAGGGGUUGACGGGUUCUAAGAGUUUCAGUGGUAAUUUCUCAGUAAGAGAUGCCAUUUUGUUUUGUUUUGUUUUUUUAUUUUGGGUGGAUUGAAUGAAUUGCCUUUGGAUUACACUGAUGCGAGCAUAUAAUUACAAGCUUGCACACAUGUUUCUGCUCUUUGUGACACCUCACCACCUCACUGUAAUUAUCGCCUUUUUAUUUAUUUUUUUAAUGAAUAGAAAUUUAUUAUUGAAGAUUAAGACAAUAUUGAUGCUAUAUCAUUAGCACA
Molecule: messenger RNA, 921 nt
Organism: Macadamia integrifolia
Lineage: Eukaryota; Viridiplantae; Streptophyta; Magnoliopsida; Proteales; Proteaceae
Product: glycine-rich RNA-binding protein 2, mitochondrial-like
Exons: 5
Coding region: 227-670 (147 amino acids)
Molecular function (GO): RNA binding
Source: RefSeq, a predicted model, not a curated record